AAUCACACUAACAACAAGAAGAUACAUAUGGGACAGUUUAGGAGGAAGAGCAGACAUGAGAAACUGCUCCUUUAACUUACUUGGAAUCAACUCCAACAUGUGUGCCUGGGAGAAAAAAAAAAAAAGAGUAUGUGUUUGGAAUGCCUGAAUCUGCUGUGGUUGUAGAAAAACUGUGCAUGAGUGGAUCUCAUUUCUUGAAUGCAUCAGAAUAUGAGCUGAGCAGAUUCAAAACAAUGCACCAGCCGAAGCUUCAAAAGAUGGUGCAUGACAUCAAGAAAAAUGAAAGUGGGAUAAUAAACAAGUUCAAAAAGUUCCAAAAUGAACAAGUGGCCUUAAUUUGCAAAACUGGGAAAGAUACUUGGGAUCGCCUUAAAAAAAAGCCACCGCCAAGUCUGCCACAAAGGGAUUAUGCUUCAGAACACGCAGACGAUGAAGAGGAACAAUGGUCAGAUGAUUUUGACAGUGAUUAUGAAAAUCCAGAUGACCACUCUGACUCUGAGAUGUAUGUGGUCCCCAGUGAAGAGAAUCCUGAUGACAGCUAUGAGCCACCUCCAAGUGAGAAGGAGAAAAAGAAGAUUCCCUCUGCAUUCCCUAUUUCUAGGGGUGAAUAUGCAGACAAUCGCCCCAGUCACCAGAAGCUUCCUCCCAUGAACAAACCUCUCCCAAGCACACCCAGUCCAGCCAUGUCCAGACCAAAGAAACCAUGUGUGCCAUCCAUGCCACUGCCAUCUCCUGCUGCAAAACCAAAAGUGCCACCUAAGCCUAAGGAGUGCAGUGAUGAUGAGGAUAACUACAUUGUGCCAGUGGACAAUGAUGAUGAUAACUAUAUUCAACCCACAGAAGGCAGCACGUCACUACCUACAAGAUCACCUGUGAACAGAUAUAUGAAGACAACAAAGCCAGCCCCCCCUAUUUCUCCAAAGCCUUCUCUUACUUCUGUUAUGCAAGAAGUCUACGAGGUUCCUGAAGAAGAGGAAAAACCAUCACCACCACCAGUAACCAGGUUCACCAAGCCACUCAUGUUCAUGCCUGCUCAGAGUACAGAGCACUCCCACAUGCACAGCAUGACCAGAGAGUCACCUAAGCAGGAUAAUUCCAGAAAUAUUUUGCCUGUCCCCAGAAGUCGUCUUCAUCCAAAACCAGACCAUGAAGCAAACAAUAAUGAUGAAAGUCAGAGGUUCAAUAACACACAGGAAUCCAGAUUUCCUACUGGAGCAGCUCCAUCUCCGUUACCAAGGGGCCUCAAGAAAACUUCUAAUGCAGUAAUUUCACCAAAACCAUGUUUACCUUCCAGAGAGACCUUAACUGCAAAUGAAGAAAAACCCACGGUACCAGACCGACGGCGCAAUUCCAGCCAGGAACUUCCACUUCCCCCCCUUCCAAGUGGUGCCCAAAAGCCUCUGCUCCAAAAGCCCUCAAUUCUGCCAAGGCCUUGUGUUCUGUGGAAUCAGACAAAAAGCCCUGUAGAUGCUCAAGUCACUUUUUCCACUUUAGAAGUCCCAGAAGCUGUAAACCGAUCUUUGGGUACUUCCCCUCCCAGCAGCAUUUCAUCUGUUUCAAGUUCUGCAGACCAGGAUGCUGGUGUUCACAGAAAAGCAUGGUAUGCUGCUACCUGUGAUAGGAAAAUGGCAGAAGAUGCAUUGUACCGAUCAAACAAGGAUGGAUCUUUUCUAAUAAGGAAGAGUUCUGGGCAGGACUCACGGCAGCCGUAUACACUGGUGGUGUUUUACAACAGAAGAGUGUACAACAUCCCAAUACGAUUCAUUGAAUCAACAAGGCAAUAUGCACUGGGCAGAGAAAAAAGUGGUGAGGAGCGCUUUGACAGUGUUGCUGAAAUAGUAGAGAAUCAUCAGCGCACCUCCCUGGUUCUAAUUGACAGCCAAAACAACACAAAAGACUCAACAAAACUGAAAUAUAUUGUAAGAGUUUCUUAAUCAAACUGAACUGCUGAAAUGAAGACUUCUUUAAUCAUUUCUUUCAACAUACUGAGAUGUGGACAAAGUAUUAAAAGAAGAAAAUCCAAAAUGAUGGGAAACACUCUUCAAGAGCACCUACAGAGUAGUAAGAAAUGCAUUUCAUAGAGUUCAACCCCACGUCACUUUUAUCAGGAAAGUUUAACACAAGAAGCCAAAGCAGACACACUGUCAUCUGUGACAACAUGGGUAUCCAGUCAUGGGAAGAACAACUGCAUACCACAGCCUCUGACUGCUGUUUGGAGACAGAUUUCUUGAAGGACAUUUUCAUUUUAAAAAUGAGAAUACCCACAGUGAUCUAUUCUUUCAAUUUAUAUUUACCACAUAUCACUGCUUUCAGCAACUUCUUUGUAAAGUGCACAGCCCCAGAAAUUAGAGCAACUUGACCUAAUGUACCACUGUGCACAAGUUGAAAAUAGGACUGCACUUUGAUUAGUGGUAAUAAAUCCACCUGAAUGUUUUAAAUUUAUGGACAUGUGUUGUACUUUCCGUCAGCUUCACCCUGUUUCACUGAUAUGUUUGUUUGUAUUUUCAAAUGUAAAAAUAAAAUUUAAAUAUGCUGUAAA
Molecule: messenger RNA, 2539 nt
Organism: Melospiza melodia melodia
Lineage: Eukaryota; Metazoa; Chordata; Aves; Passeriformes; Passerellidae
Gene: BLNK
Product: B cell linker
Exons: 26
Coding region: 141-1934 (597 amino acids)
Biological process (GO): intracellular signal transduction; cell surface receptor protein tyrosine kinase signaling pathway
Cellular component (GO): cytoplasm
Source: RefSeq, a predicted model, not a curated record